Dicentrarchus labrax (European seabass) is the source of this 2267-nucleotide messenger RNA. RefSeq names its product aldehyde dehydrogenase 8 family, member A1 (gene aldh8a1). Gene Ontology annotation, biological process: retinoic acid metabolic process. The transcript is spliced from 7 exons. Bases 112 to 1572 code for a protein of 486 amino acids. Gene Ontology annotation, molecular function: retinal dehydrogenase (NAD+) activity. The record is from RefSeq and is a predicted model, not a curated record. NCBI's taxonomy places the organism in Eukaryota, Metazoa, Chordata, Actinopteri, Moronidae.
GGGUUAUCUUGACUUUGCAGUUUGAUUCAUGCCACUGGAGACAGUGCCUGCAGCAGCCUUCUGUCGUUUUCUCAGUGUGUCGUAUUGGUUUGGUAGCAUCGGUUGACAACCAUGUCGAAGACCUCAUACCUGGUUUUGGAGAACUUCAUCGGAGGCAAGUUCGUGCCUUGUCGGAGUCACAUUGACUCCUACGACCCGUCCACCGGAGAGGUCUACUGCAAAGUACCUGACAGCGGCGAGGAGGAGGUGGAGGCAGCGGUGGCAGCUGCUAAAGAAGCCUUCCCUGGGUGGUCUGAGCGCAGCCCAGAGCAGCGAGCACAGGUCCUCAACAAGCUGGCCGACCUGUUGGAAUCCCACCUGGAGGAGUUUGUCCAAGCAGAGUCCAAAGACCAAGGUAAAACAGUAACAUUUGCACGGACUGUGGACAUUCCCCGAUCGGUGCACAACUUCCGCUUCUUUGCAUCUUCGGUGCAGCACCACACCACCGACUGCAGCCAGAUGGACCACAUGGGCUGCCUGAACUACACCAUCCGCUGCCCUGUGGGAGUGGCCGGUCUGAUCAGCCCAUGGAAUCUCCCCUUGUACCUGCUUACCUGGAAGAUUGCACCUGCAAUCGCUACAGGCAACACAGUGGUAGCAAAACCCAGUGAAAUGACCUCCGUGACCUCCUGGAUGAUGUGCAAGCUGAUGCAGCAGGCCGGGGUUCCUCCGGGAGUAGUCAACAUUGUAUUUGGCACUGGCCCGAGAGCAGGCAACGCACUCGUUGGCCAUCCUGACGUCCCGUUGAUCUCCUUCACUGGCUCCACGCCAACUGCCCGGCACAUCACAGAGCGGAGCGCCCCCUACUGUAAGAAGCUCUCACUGGAGCUGGGAGGUAAAAACCCUGCCCUUAUUUUUGCUGAUGCGGACCUGGACCAAUGCAUCGAGACCACUGUUCGCUCCAGCUUCUCCAAUCAGGGAGAAAUCUGCUUGUGCACCAGUAGGAUUUAUGUCGAGAGGAGUAUUUACUCUCAGUUCCUGAAAAGGUUUGUGGCCGCAGCUAAGAAGUGGAAGACAGGUGUGCCCUCUGACCCCAGCAACAACAACGGAGCACUCAUCAGCAAAGAGCACCUGGAGAAGGUCCGAAGCUUUGUGGCACUCGCCAAAUCUGAAGGCGGCGUCAUCCACUGCGGUGAGGGUGUUGACCAGCUGAGCCUCCCUGAGCGCAAUGCCAACGGCUACUUUAUGCCCGUCACUGUCAUCUCAGGCAUAUCUGACAGCUCCCGCGUCAUGCAGGAGGAGAUCUUCGGCCCUGUCACCUGUGUCAGCCCCUUUGACACAGAGGAUGAGGCUGUUUCCAAGGGUAACGGCGUGCGUUAUGGUCUGGGUGCCACCGUGUGGUCCCGGGAUGUGGGCAAGGUUCACCGGGUGGCCAAGCGGUUACAGGCGGGUCUGGUGUGGACCAACUGCUGGCUGGUGAGAGAUCUGAACCUGCCUUUUGGAGGGAUGAAGAACUCUGGUGUGGGGAGGGAGGGAGGGAAAGAUUCCUACCACUUUUUCACUGAGGUGAAGAGUGUCACGAUCAAACACUAAGAGAGAGAGGAAAGAGGGCAGCAGUGGCAAGUCUUGAUUGAUACAACAUUUUCUGCUGGAAGCAGGUGCAGAAAUAUGGAGAAGGUUUUGCAGUCAGUCUUGACAUUCACCAACCUCUGCUAGUCACUCUUUGGAAUUUCAAACACAAAUUUCUCCUCCCACCCUCUUGGAUUACUGGAGCCUGUAAUUAAGUCACAUUUGUAGAAUACAAAAGUCAGAGAAAGUCACAAUGGAAUAAUACAGAUGAAUAAACAAGCAAAGAUUCAAUAGAAAUGUCUAGUGAAGAGGAAAUAAUUUUCAAAUCAUGUUCAUACCUUUUUCCUUCACUCUUUGCUAAAUAUUUUGUAGCACUAUCCUCUACUGUUGAGUUGAAAUGCAUUGGGUAGCAUGUGUUAGGGUUUAAAAUAAAAAAAGGUACAGACCAGACAAGGUGAACCCAGAUAAGGCAUAAGCUUAUUUAUUGCCCAUUUCAAGAAAAGAAGUCAAGAGUACAAUUUAUGAAGUUAGGAACAGCAACUUUAUCCAACAUCCUUUAAAGUUUACACUGCAGGUGUGGGUCCUGCAGUGUAAACUCUAAAGUUCAGGACGUAACAUAAUAAUUCUGAAAAGAAGGAAUACAAACACUGAUAAUACUUAAUAAAAAAGUAAAAAUGUAACACAUGUAAUUUGCCAAAUUAAAUGCCACAUGUUGUUCA